CUGACUGCCAAAGGUUUUCUGUCGUGGAACGAAAUGUCAGCAUAGAGGAGGAAAAGAUUUACAAGGAAAAUAUUUUUUCCUCCAUUGCCUAGGGAAUAUCGUGAAUAAGCUAGUGAAAUUUAAUUUUUUCUAGUGUUUCCGAACAAAGUUAUCAGUUUGAAUAAAUAAAUGCAUAAUACUGCAAAAAAUAUGUAAAAAAAAGAGCAAAGAAAUUAAGCUCUUCAGUGACACGGAAACAGCAAAGCAAACGAAGGCACAGUGUAAAAACAGCAACAAACAAAAGGUGUAAAGCAAAACGUAGCGGAGCGCCACUUCAGCAAUUAAUUACGGAUAUAGCAAUAAAAAAAAUUUGCGUAUUUUUCUCGGAAUUAGAUUAAUAUAAGAAUAGGAUUAAUUAAAGAGUUUUAAAUUAAACAUAACACACAGUAAGUGAGUGCAAUAAAUAACAAUUUAAUAAAAAAUGAAUCGAAGUGAUGGUUUGGUGCGACGCGCCGUGAAAACACGAGACAAUGGCGCUGAAGGUGGCGCAUACGGCCAGAAUGCUAAUACACCAGAUGACGACAGCGAUUUAAAUAACAGCAAUAAAGAUCAGGAGGACAACAUCGAUGAUGGCGAUUCCAAACAGACACGUCUAACACUCAUGGAGGAAGUGUUGCUGUUGGGCUUAAAAGACAAAGAGGGCUACACAUCCUUUUGGAAUGAUUGCAUAUCGAGCGGCCUACGUGGUUGCAUUCUCAUUGAGCUUGGAUUACGCGGUCGCGUCAUGAUGGAGAAGACAGGCAUGCGUCGACGCAGCUUGUGCUCCAGAAAACUCAUUUUAAAAUCAGAUCAGCCGACCGGCGAUGUUCUGCUCGACGAAGCACUCAAACAUAUUAAAGAAACAGAUCCACCAGAAUCUGUGCAAAGUUGGAUUGAAUAUUUGAGUGGCGAAACAUGGAACCCUUUGAAAUUACGGUAUCAAUUAAAAAAUGUACGCGAACGAUUGGCCAAGAAUCUGGUGGAGAAGGGUGUGCUUACGACAGAAAAGCAAAAUUUCCUACUUUUCGAUAUGACAACACACCCGCUCAGCGAUAAUGUGGUGAAAUGCCGUUUGGUGAAAAAGAUACAAGAUGCCGUGCUUUCCAAGUGGGUCAACGAUCCGCAACGUAUGGAUAAACGUAUUUUGGCCUUAAUAUUUUUGGCGCACGCCAGUGACGUAAUUGAGAAUGCGUUCGCGCCGCUAAACGACGAUGACUAUGAGUUGGCCAUGAAACGUGUGAGAGAAUUGUUGGACUUGGAUUUUGAGGCGGAGGCGGCCAAACCGAAUGCAAACGAAAUACUUUGGGCAGUUUUUUUGGCAUUCAGCAAAUAAGAUCCUGUUUAUACGCAUCUGUAUUCUUAUGGGAUUGAAUGAUGUUAAGCAAUCGCGUUAUCUGCCAAUGCCACAUUUAUAUAGUUACACAAAAAAAAAAAAUGAUACAUACAUACACAAUUUAAUAGUAUACAGAUAAUGCAGAGCCCAAAAG
Rhagoletis zephyria (snowberry fruit fly) is the source of this 1505-nucleotide messenger RNA. RefSeq names its product Golgi phosphoprotein 3 homolog sauron (gene sau). NCBI's taxonomy places the organism in Eukaryota, Metazoa, Arthropoda, Insecta, Diptera, Tephritidae. Gene Ontology annotation, molecular function: phosphatidylinositol-4-phosphate binding. The record is from RefSeq and is a predicted model, not a curated record. Gene Ontology annotation, cellular component: cytosol; trans-Golgi network; Golgi cisterna. Gene Ontology annotation, biological process: Golgi organization; Golgi to plasma membrane protein transport; Golgi vesicle budding.